Phyllostomus discolor (pale spear-nosed bat) is the source of this 782-nucleotide messenger RNA. It is a transcript of the gene UBE2A, whose product is annotated as ubiquitin conjugating enzyme E2 A. Lineage: Eukaryota; Metazoa; Chordata; Mammalia; Chiroptera; Phyllostomidae. The coding region runs from base 162 to 620 and encodes 152 amino acids. The transcript has 7 exons. Gene Ontology annotation, biological process: protein polyubiquitination; proteasome-mediated ubiquitin-dependent protein catabolic process; DNA repair. Gene Ontology annotation, molecular function: ubiquitin conjugating enzyme activity. Gene Ontology annotation, cellular component: HULC complex. The record is from RefSeq and is a predicted model, not a curated record.
UUAGCCGGCGCCAGACCGACCCUCGACUUCGGAGGGGCAGUGCAGUGCCUCUGGGCGCUUCUUCCCCGUCUUCUUCGGCUUCUUCAGCCUCCUCAGUCCCCUUACCCUCGACUGGGACCCGAGAUCUCGGUGUAUGCCCCAGCCCUGACCCCGCUCGAGAUAUGUCUACCCCGGCUCGGCGGCGCCUCAUGCGGGACUUCAAGAGGUUACAGGAGGAUCCUCCAGCCGGAGUCAGUGGGGCUCCGUCCGAAAACAACAUAAUGGUUUGGAACGCGGUCAUUUUUGGGCCUGAAGGGACCCCGUUUGAGGAUGGAACAUUUAAGCUUAUAAUAGAAUUCACUGAGGAAUAUCCAAAUAAACCACCUACGGUUAGAUUUGUCUCUAAGAUGUUUCAUCCGAAUGUCUACGCAGAUGGUAGUAUAUGUCUGGACAUACUUCAGAACCGCUGGAGUCCAACUUAUGAUGUGUCUUCCAUUUUAACAUCCAUACAGUCUCUAUUGGAUGAGCCCAAUCCCAAUAGCCCAGCAAACAGCCAGGCUGCUCAGCUGUACCAGGAGAACAAGCGGGAAUAUGAAAAACGCGUUUCUGCGAUAGUAGAACAGAGCUGGCGUGAUUGUUGACUCGAAUACAACAAAAGAAGAGGCUGGGCAUAAGAAAAAUACACACUUAUGUGUUUGUCACCUUCUUAUUCCUCAGUGUCAUUACAUUUACUUCAUUAAAAGCAAAAUAGUUAUCGUGCUGUUUCCAUCUUCCCUUGCCAAACUUUUCCUACCCCAUCUUCU